Messenger RNA from Hypoxylon fragiforme, 692 nucleotides. Its product is annotated as 60S ribosomal protein L32. The record is from RefSeq and is a predicted model, not a curated record. Lineage: Eukaryota; Fungi; Ascomycota; Sordariomycetes; Xylariales; Hypoxylaceae. Gene Ontology annotation, molecular function: structural constituent of ribosome. Gene Ontology annotation, cellular component: cytosolic large ribosomal subunit; ribosome. The coding region runs from base 92 to 487 and encodes 131 amino acids. The transcript has 4 exons. Gene Ontology annotation, biological process: translation.
CAUCGACCAGGAAAUCAGUCAAGGUAAACUAUUUGAACUGCCUACUAUCUAAUAUACCUCAAUUUUAUCAUACUAACAAUUUCAAUUCAAGAUGGUUGCCGCAAAGAAACAUGUCCCGAUCGUCAAGAAGCGAACCAAGACCUUCAACCGCCACCAGAGCGAUCGCUUCAAAUGUCUCGACCGCAGCUGGCGCAAGCCGAAGGGUAUCGACAACAGAGUCCGACGACGAUUCAGAGGUAGCAUGACUAUGCCCUCGAUUGGUUUCGGCUCUAACAAGAAGACUCGUCACAUGAUGCCCUCCGGCCACAAGGCCUUCCUCGUCAACAACACAAAGGAUGUCGAGCUACUUUUGAUGCACAACCGUACCUACGCUGCCGAGAUCGCCCACAGCGUCUCGUCGAGAAAGCGUAUCGACAUCAUUGCCCGAGCAAAGCAAUUGGGUGUCAAGGUCACCAACCCCAAGGCCAAGGUUACCACGGAAAUUUAAGAUGGUACCGGCUAUUGAGGACGGUGGCGACAAUGGAUUUGGGGGUGUCCGGUUUCUCGUUUUCACCAACUACUUUGCAUGCAUGGGAAGGGUUUUACGCUCUAUGGUCUACGGACGGAAUUCGAGCUAGCAUGUAAUUUUCGUGCUAGGGAAAUACAAUACGCCUUCUACGAUGACACGUAUUAUGACUCUUACUACUAAUCAG